CGAGCGAGGCUUGCUCCUCUUGUUAUCAGAAUCUCUUAGUCGCCUGACUAGGGCAAUUAGAGCCUCCCCUCCAAGUCGUGCGUUCGUCCAUUUCCCCUUUCUCCAAUUCUCGGCAUAAGAGUCAGCUGCGUAACCCGGAUUCUUCUCACCGACCGCUUCGUCUCCCUUCUCGCCCUGCCAUAUAAUCCGAGGCCGAGGGCCUCAGCGGACUAGACCUCUUCGUCGGGACGACGCGGGAACUGAACAUUCGUUCUGAACAUCACUUGUUUCGAGCUCCUCCGAUCAAGGAUUCCAUCAAUAAAAACAAAUCACGCGACCGACAUUCAGCCUUCUGCCGUAUCUGGUGCCUCGUGCUUCGAGCAUUCUCUGGAAGGCCUCGUACCAUGCCGGCUGCAACCUUUCCACGGGAGAGAGGAAUGAUGGUGAUAUGGGGAGAGAUUCAAGACAAGUCACUCAACGAAGAGGAUCUCAACGAAUGGUGGACUUAUGAGCACCUCCCGGAGCGCAUCGCGAUACCGGGAUUCCGACGAGCUCGUCGCUACUACUCGACGGAGAAUGCCAAAUCGCAGUACCUGGUCUGCUACGAGGUCUCCUCUCUGGACAUCUUCACCUCGCCCGCGUACAUGCACGCCCUGAACAACCCCACGGCUGGGACCCAGACAUACAUGCCCUUGAUGGCGUCGAUGAAUCGUCUGGUAUGUCGCGUGGUGCAGUCCUGUUCGCGGCCCGAGUUUGGCGAAUACUCCGCGUCGGGCACAGGGGCCACGUUGGUACUCAUCACCUUUCAGCCUCCAUCGUCGCAGGACCUGAGGGACGAGCUCGGCGGGUGGAUCGCAGACACCAUAUGGCCGAGUCUCGCCAGCCACCAGAGUCUACUGGCAAUCCACCUUCUGCGAUACGACAGUUAUGCUUCGCAGUCGGGAAGCUCGACCAAGUCGUACGAGAAGGUCAGCUUCCAGUCUGCGGCGACGGGCGCCAGUCCGGAGAGAUGGGUCAUCCUGGUCGAGUUGGCCGAAUCCAUCGCGGCCCCGUUCGCCAAACAUCCGGUCUUGACUCACAGCAUCGUCCAUCAGCUGAAGCGAUUCGCAAGCGAGAUCGAGACCCAGGCAUUUGGGCUCAUUUGCGCGUUGAGCGAAUAGCGAAUAGCGGACUCGGCACAAUCUGGAGGCGUCAAAGCCUUGGGCAGAUAGGAUGCUGUCCGCUUAUAUCAUAGACGUUAGACACCGCUACCAUCUUACCCAAAACCAUAUGCUCAGCAGUAGCGGCAAUAGAGUGAUCCUGACAGUACAACAAUGUUUAACGUUCUGAU
Cladophialophora immunda is the source of this 1309-nucleotide messenger RNA. RefSeq lists its product as uncharacterized. The transcript has a single exon. Bases 384 to 1139 code for a protein of 251 amino acids. The record is from RefSeq and is a predicted model, not a curated record. NCBI's taxonomy places the organism in Eukaryota, Fungi, Ascomycota, Eurotiomycetes, Chaetothyriales, Herpotrichiellaceae.